AUGAAUUCAAAUCAUUUAAUGGAGUAUAAUAAUUCUAUGACAACCUGGCCAGAAUUAUCACAUCAAUUUGAUAUUAAAACAAUGAAACAAUAUAGUGGUUACAAUACAAUUAAUAAUAAUAAUAAUAGUGGUAAUAGUAAUAGUAAUAAUAUAUCAGAUCCUUAUUCAUUGUUUCCAUCCAAUUCUUUUAGACCAAAUAAAAACUCUCAUGAAAAUAAUAAUAUUGAUAAUAAACUAGAACAAUAUACAAAAUAUGAUGUAUUAACACCGGAUAAAUUAUCAUUGAAAAGUAAUCAUUAUAAAAACAAUCAUUUUAAACAUCUUUCAAUGAAUCAAUCUGUAUCGAAUUUGACUAUUCCUAAAUUUAUUAAUUAUGAUAAAUUGAUUAAUGAUAAACAGAUAGAUGAUGAAAAAAGAUUAUCAUCUGGCUCAAAUGAUAUAAACACACCAAAAGAUUUACGAAUACGUAAACAAUCACGUUCAAAUUUAAAUCCUAUGCGUUACAAUAAACAUAAAUUAAAACAAUCUUAUCUUAAAAAAGAAAAUAAUAAAAAUACUACUGGAUUUUCAAAUAAUGUAAUAACAAUUCAUAAUACUAAUAUGAAUAGUCAUUGUAAAAUUCCUUCUGAUAUACAUUUAAGAAACAACUUUGAUAAUAAAAACGUGGAUCUAUCAUCUAAUAAUAAUAUAAAUAGUAAUAAUAAUAAUAAUGGCAAUCAUUUAUUUAAUUCAUCAUAUAAUCCACUAUUGUCAAAUUCUUAUAUUAAACAACAACCAUAUCCUAUAUUUCCACUUAACAAUAAUACUACUGAAAUAGAUAAUCUAAUCAAUUUACCAAAUUCACAAAAUAAUAACUUUAAUCAAAUUCUUUCACAAACACAAUUAUCAUCAUCAUUAUCAUCAUCACAAUUUCAUCAAUAUUGGUUACAAAUGAUCAAUACACCAAUAUUAUCAUCUAUAGCCACAACCACAACAACAACUGCAACAGCAACAACAUCUUCAUUCACUGUAACUACACAAGAUAUAACACCAUUACAAAUGGCACAAACUUUAAUGACAUCAAAAAUGUUACCAUAUAAUUUUAUUCCAAAUGAAUUACAAACUUUAAGUUCAUUAUUUUAUCAAACUAUUAAACAAUUACAAAUGAAUCAUAAUUUACCUGUAAAUAUUUCUUUAUUCAAUCAAAAUCAUUUUAAUCAAAUAUAUACAACAAUAAUCAAUGAGAAUAUAUCAUUAAUUAAUCAGAAACAAUUAGAUAAUCAUUUUAAUCAUAAUAAUAAUGAUGAUAAUCAAUUAAAUAAUUUCACAUUAUUACAUAAUCAAAAUCAUACUAAUACUACUACUACUACUACUGCCAUCACUACUAAUACUACUGUUAAUAGUAAUAAUACUCAUAAAUUAAAUAGAAAUCAUGAUAAUAAUAGAUCUGAUCUACAAAUGAUCAUAAAUCAAUCAAAAUUCAAAAAUAAAUCAAUAAAAUUUAAUAAAUUAUCACAAUCAAUAAAAAAUAAUUUAAAUUCACAAAUUAUUGAUCAACAUCAUCAUCAUCAUCAUCAUAAAAGAAAGAAAUAUUCUAACGAAGAUAAGGAAAUGAAUAAUCUUGAUAAUAAUGAAAUAAUGAAUGGAAAUAAUCAAUUAGGAGUUGAUGAAACUGAUUGUUAUAACGAUGAAGAUGGUGAUGAUAAUGAUGAUGAUGACGACGAUGAUGAUAUUGUUGUUGAUGAUGAAGAAAUUAUAUUAGAUCCUAAACAAAAUCCUGAAAAUAUUCCAAUGAAUAUUUUUAAGUGUAAUUUAUGUAAUAAGUAUUUUGUUACUGCACAUGGUUUAGAAGUACAUGUUAGAAGAGCACAUAAUAAUGGUAAACGUCCAUUUGAAUGUCAAUUAUGUCAGAAAACAUUUGGUCAUGCUACAAGUUUAUAUCAACAUGAAAGUGUACAUUGUCAAGAUAGACAAUUUCAAUGUUCUCAAUGUGGUAAAACAUUUAAACGUUCAUCUACAUUGAGUACACAUUUAUUAAUACAUAGUGAUACACGUCCUUAUCCAUGCCAGUAUUGUGGUAAACGUUUUCAUCAAAAAUCUGAUAUGAAAAAGCAUACUUAUACACAUACUGGUGAAAAACCUUAUAUUUGUUUACAAUGCGGUAAAGCAUUUAGUCAAUCAUCUAAUUUAAUUACACAUUCACGUAAACAUACUGGUUUUAAACCAUUCUCUUGUUUUCAUUGUUUACGUGCAUUUCAACGUAAAGUUGAUUUAAGACGUCAUAUUGAAACACAACAUGGUACAAUAGAUUUAUGUAAAAAAAAUUAUACAUUAGAAAAUAUAAAUACCUCUCAUUUAUCUAUUCAUCAUAUUCAUGAAAAUCAGAACAAAUCACAUAAUUUACAUGAUGAUAAUAAAAUUACAUUAAAUUCAUCAUCAUCAUCAUCAUCAACAUCAUCAUCAUCAUCUAUUUCACCUUUACCAAAUAUACUUUCUAGUCCUACAUCAAUUCAUUUACAAAAUUAUUCAAAUUCAUCUGAUCUCAUUGAUUCAUUUCAUAAUUUCAAUGGUUUAAAUUUAUCUAAAACAACCAACACUAAUAACAAUAGUAAUAAUAAUAAUAACAAUAUUGACAAUAAUAAUAUUAAUGGUACUGACAAUAGUAAUAAUAAUAAUAAUACUAAUGACUGUGAUAUAAUAAAUUCUAAAAAUUAUUCUUCAUCUAGCCCAAACAAUAUACAUGGUAAUAAUGAUGAAAAAUUAUUACCUUAUUCAGUAGAGAAUUUACUUAGUUCACUAACAUAACUUAAUUUAAAAUAGAGAAAACUCAGUAGUAAUAAUAAAUAAUAAUUAUAUCAUAAUGAUAUAAUGAAAAAUUUGUCCGUUUAUUUUCCCACCUCCCUCCCUCCCCCUUCUCUUUCACUUUUAUUAAAAAAAAAGCAAACAAGCAAACAAAUAGAUCUAUACAUUUAACCAUCAUUAUCAUUAUGUUGUAUACAUGAAAUGUUGUUUAGUUUUGUUUUAAUUUUU
Messenger RNA from Schistosoma margrebowiei, 3009 nucleotides. The record is from the annotation of a GenBank genome assembly. Lineage: Eukaryota; Metazoa; Platyhelminthes; Trematoda; Strigeidida; Schistosomatidae.